This is a messenger RNA of Chionomys nivalis (European snow vole), 2562 nucleotides long. It is a transcript of the gene Cdcp2, whose product is annotated as CUB domain containing protein 2. The coding region runs from base 15 to 1637 and encodes 540 amino acids. NCBI's taxonomy places the organism in Eukaryota, Metazoa, Chordata, Mammalia, Rodentia, Cricetidae. The record is from RefSeq and is a predicted model, not a curated record. The transcript is spliced from 6 exons.
CCCCCAGCGAGGAGAUGCUAGCUGAGCUGGGGGCUUGCCUGUUGCUGGCAGUGGUAUUGCUGAACUCAGGUCCUGGGACCCAAGCCAUGGAAGGUGUCAAGUGUGGGGGUGUGCUCUCGGCACCAUCUGGGAACUUCUCCAGCCCGAACUUCCCAAGUCUGUAUCCUUAUAACACAGAGUGCAGCUGGCUGAUCGUGGUGGCCGAGGGGUCCUCGGUGCUGCUCACCUUCCAUGCCUUUGACCUGGAGUACCAUGACACCUGUGGAUUUGACUUCCUAGAGAUCUACAAUGGGGCAUCUGGAGACAAGGGCAAUCUUCUGGGCAGGUUCUGUGGCCAGGUGCCCCCACCACCCUUCACCUCCUCGUGGCAUGUCAUGUCUGUUGUCUUCCACUCGGACAAACAUGUGGCCAGCCGAGGUUUUUCUGCAGGCUACCAAAAAGAUGUGUGUGGUGGUGUCCUGACUGGCCUGUCGGGGGUCCUCAGCAGCCCCGAGUACCCCAACAACUACCCCAACAACGUGGAGUGCCAUUGGCUGAUCCGGGCCUCGGGCCCCGCCGCCGUCAAGUUGGUGUUCGCGGACUUCCAGGUGGAGGGCAGUGAUGGAUGCACGUACGACUACGUGGCUGUGCUUGGCGCUCCUGGCCCUGCCCGCGGGCACCACUACUGUGGCCGCACCAGACCCCCUGCCCUUGUGUCCCUGGGCCGUGAGUUGCAGGUGGUCUUCAAAUCUGACUUCAACAUCGGAGGCCGGGGCUUCAAGGCUCACUACUUCUCAGGAGAAUGCCAGGAGGUAUUCACAGCUGUGCGUGGAAACUUCUCCAGCCCGCAGUACCCUGGCUCCUACCCCAACAAUAUCCGCUGCCACUGGACCAUCCGCCUGCCCCCGGGCUACCGCAUCAAGAUCUUCAUCCUGGACCUGGGCUUGGAGGAACCCAACAGCCUGACCAGAACCUGUGACUUUGACCAUCUGGCAGCCUUCGAUGGGGCCACCGAGGACACACAGCUGCUGGGGAAGUGGUGUGGUCAUCACCUGCCACCGCCCGUCACCUCACAUCACAACCAGCUCCUGCUUCUGCUGCACACGGACCGCAGCACCUCCGGCAGGGGCUUCUCUGUGGCCUACAUUGGAGUGGUACCCAUGAAUGUGAGCUGUUCCCGCACAGACUUCCAGAUCCUGAUCUCUGCCCAGGCACUGGCCCCACUGGAGCGGACCAAGGUCUACCUGGGCAGCCGGAGCUGUGCAGCCCAGGAAGUUGGUAGCAACUUCCGGAUCCAGGCCCGCUUUGACACCUGCGGUACUGAAUCUCAGAGAAGAAAUAACACCUCUGUGAUCGUCAGUGUGCUGUACAUCGAUUUCUCUGCUGCCGGCCACGAGGAUAUCCACGAGUACGAGGUGCGCUGUGAGCCGAGGCGCAAGGAGGCAUCUGCUCACUUGCUGUCGGGCUCUCACUGGCUCGGGCCCUACGCCGCCACUGCUGAGCACCUUCAGGAGGCGCCAUCCGGGGACGAGGCAGAGGUCCUGGAGAGACCUGGGACUGUGGUGGCCCAGGACACUAGUGAUAUCGUCUUCCUGGGCCUCUGCAUCCUGGCUGGAGUCCUUAUGAUCAUUGCCAUUGUGGUCCUGAUGCUGCUGUAAGCAGGAAGAGAGCAGCUUGGGGACCCACAGCAGGGCAGGGUGGGGCUGUGGACACGUUGGUGACAUCUGAGCCCCCGUUUCCUAGGGAUCACUGCUCUUCCCUGCUCAUCACAGGGCUCUGAGAAAAGUUUGUGUGGGUAAGGGCUCUGGAGACGGUUGUAAUUGUUGUGAUGUUAUUAAUUUUAAGGCUAUUCCACUACAGGAGAGCAUGCUCCCGUAUGUGUCUCUUGUGAGCUUGGAUAGUUGGGGUCACGGGCGGCAGCGUGAAUACGACACACUCAUUCUGUUCUUCCCCGACUCAGGGCACAACUACGAGCACCUUUAAGUUUCUCUACCUUCAUUAGCAGGAAGUCUAGUAUUGGUGCAGGGCUUCCUCUCUCUUGCAUUGACUUGUGUGAAGACUCUAUCUAAAGAACUCCAGCUCAGCCUCCAGGAACUGGCAAGAGAGCUGAAGCUCCAGCUAGUGCAGCUGUUUCAGCCCCUGCCACACCAUGUCACGACUGAAGACUGGCCCUGUGCAUACAAGUGGAUGCUAGCACAUGGAAGUGGCAAUGGCCUCCUGGAUUCGGUUCCUAUGGACACCAGGUAAGCUGAACAGCAUGCUCAGAGGUGAGGCUGUAGCUGAGGAGGUGUUGCUUUUAUGUUGGGACUUUUGCUUGAAUGUCUUCUGACCUUUGGCCAAGGUACUAACUGAAGUCCCAUGUUCCCCCACUCUCGCUCUGAUGUUCGUGUCAGCAGCCCUUCCUCGCUCAGCAGACAAACUUUCUCUGCAGCCCUUGUACUUUUUUUUUAACUCUAGUCCCUUAGAGUGCCCUAGUCACUCAGCUACUCCAGUCUCUCAGCUGCUCCAGUCUCCCAGAGCUGUUCCAGUCCACCCACUUGAUGCUUCUCUGUUUCCAUCAGAUUCAAGGGGACUUCCUGCCCU